Messenger RNA from Chaetomium globosum CBS 148.51, 681 nucleotides. RefSeq lists its product as uncharacterized. Gene Ontology annotation, biological process: regulation of transcription by RNA polymerase II; anatomical structure morphogenesis; cell differentiation. The transcript has 4 exons. Gene Ontology annotation, molecular function: RNA polymerase II cis-regulatory region sequence-specific DNA binding; DNA-binding transcription factor activity, RNA polymerase II-specific. Lineage: Eukaryota; Fungi; Ascomycota; Sordariomycetes; Sordariales; Chaetomiaceae. The record is from RefSeq and is a predicted model, not a curated record. The coding region runs from base 1 to 681 and encodes 226 amino acids.
AUGGCCUCUCGCAUCACCGGUACCAAGUUGACGGCCAUUGAGGACGCCUCUCCUCUGGCGUUCGUUUUCAACGGAAACGAAAUGAUUGUGCAGUGCACCGCCAAUACCGAUGAUGAAGCUGGUGCCAUUAGCAUCUUGAGCAUUGCGCUCGAGAACUUCAAGAAAUUCAACGAUGGCAAACACGCUGUCAUUGUCCGCCCCAAGGAUUCCACUCAGUACUGGAUCACCAGCGCCCCCUAUGCUGAGACUCUGGACAAAAAUGCCUAUCAGGUCAUCAAGUCCACCGAAAUCCGCAUCUCUGUGCCCGAUCUUGUCCCCGAGGUGCCGACCGGGCCCCAGGGCGUGAAGCAUCAGAAGAUUUCCAAGCUGCGCAUCCGUCGGCCUCGCAAUCAGUUCAUUAUCUACCGUCAGUGGAUGUCCGCCAAGAUCCACGCUUCCAACCCUGGCGUGACGGCUGCCUGCAUCUCACAGAUUGUUGCGCGGACCUGGCAGUCCGAGGAGCCCCAUGUCAAAGCCCGCUUCAAGGCCCUGGCCGACGAGGAGGAUCGCAUUCACAAGGAGAUGUACCCGGGCUACCGUUAUGUGGCUGGUCGCCGCAAUCCCCAGCUUCCCUUGUCCAAGCGCAACUUGACUCGCGACCCGAUGACAGUCGCUGAGAGAUUGAUUGCCGCCGGGCUUUGA